Molecule: messenger RNA, 717 nt
Organism: Elgaria multicarinata webbii
Lineage: Eukaryota; Metazoa; Chordata; Lepidosauria; Squamata; Anguidae
Exons: 4
Coding region: 1-717 (238 amino acids)
Source: RefSeq, a predicted model, not a curated record
AUGGAAACCCCCAGCACCCCGAUGAGGCCUAUAGAGGUGUCUACCCCGCUGGCACCAGAGAGGCCUAAACCCAGAAAGCGUUAUCUCAGCACCAGCUCUGACGAUGAACAGUUCCCACCAACAAAGACCCCACAGGAGGAAGAUGAGGAGAUCUCACAAAUAUGGCAAAGCUUGUUGGACUCUAUCUCGAUACCAAACUCUAUAAUGCAGGAGCCAGCAGCAGAGGCUGUAACAGCUGAAGAACCUGAGAAGUGCAUCAAUACUAGCAUCCCGCCGUCACCUAUUGAGCUUUGGAAUAUGGCUUCUGCAAGUAACAUUCACAUUCAGGCUCCUGAAGCAUUGGCAAACAAUCAGCCGGCGCAUCUCACCCUGAAAAAUCUUCUUGGACUGUCGAUUGAUGAAACACAGCACAUUUUACCAAGAAAGCGUCGAGGAGCUAUGCGUGGAAUUGUCAGAGCAACCAUUUAUGGCAUCUUGAAACACUGCUUAAGCCAGUAUCUGUAUGAGAGCUGUAUCGGUUGUACAAUUCAGGCCCCUGGACAGAGCUCUCACGAAUGUACAAACAAUCAGAUGACCACGCAACCAAUGAGAAUCUCAAACCUCAAGAUUCAAAGACUGAGACAACACAUGAGGGGCCCCAAGCAUCAAAGGCCGACAGACCUGGAGGCCACGGUAAAGCCAAACGAAAACUCAAACACCUCACGGGGAACACUUUAA